UUCCUUGCUGCUGUUAUAGAAAACAACUUCUGACCAAUCAGAAUCCAGAAUCCAGACAGCAGCGUGGUGUAGAGAGGAGAUAAGUGGUGCAGUGCCGAGGAGAGAUAACCUCUGUGUAACUGCUUUAGCGCUGAUAUUGCGCAAAUUGUGCGCAUGUGUGACGCGCAGAACGCAUCCCGCAGAGCUCUCACUAACAGGCGCUGCCGCAGGAAUUCAUCAACAUCAGAAAAAAACAAAAAGAAAACCUUUACCAAAACGCAAUUUCCGUGGGGAUUACUGUGUAUGGAAUGAGAGAGGACCUUAAAGAAACAGUGAUGGCAGGACCGAGGCCGGUGGUUUUCAGCGGGCCCUCAGGUGCUGGAAAAAGCACACUACUCAAAAAGCUGCUCAAAGAGUUCGACGGAGUCUUCGGCUUCAGCGUCUCCCAUACGACACGGAAACCUCGUCCAGGAGAGGAGAAUGGAAAAGGUAUAUACACACACACACACACACACAAACACAAAACACACACACACAUACACACACAGUGUGUAACAGUGUGUGUUACGUUAUGUGUUACAGAUUAUCAUUACGUGAGCAGGGAGGACAUGGUGGCGGGAGUCGCUAAAGGAGAGUUUAUUGAGAGUGCAGAAUUCUCAGGGAACAUGUAUGGAACAAGUAAAGCUGCAGUCCAGGCCGUUCAGGCCCAAAAUCUGAUUUGCAUUUUGGACAUCGACAUGCAGGGAGUGAAGAGCAUCAAGAAAACCAAUUUAAACCCCAUCUAUGUCUCCAUCCAACCUCCAUCCAUGGAUGUGCUGGAGAAGAGGUUAAGGGCGAGACAGACUGAGUCUGAGGAGAGUUUACAUAAGCGACUCCAGACUGCACUUGUCGAAAUGAAGUUCAGUAAAGAAGCGGGUCAGUUUGACGUGGUCAUCGUUAACGAUAAUCUGGAUGAAGCGUACGAGAAACUAAAAGCAGCUCUGCUCCAGGAAAUCCAAAAAGUCAAAAACACCACCAAAGCCUGAAGGGCCAACAUCUGGCCAUCGAAGACCAGCGCUCAGAGACGGCAACAUUCCAGACACACACACACACACACACACACACACUCUCUGCUUACACACUCCUCUCCCUCACACAAGGCUGAUAUAUUCAUACAGCUUCUGAAGGGAAAAUGUUAUUUAAAUAAAAUAAACAUCUUUUUAUUCUUAA
Molecule: messenger RNA, 1188 nt
Organism: Pangasianodon hypophthalmus (striped catfish)
Lineage: Eukaryota; Metazoa; Chordata; Actinopteri; Siluriformes; Pangasiidae
Gene: guk1a
Product: guanylate kinase 1a
Exons: 7
Coding region: 288-1004 (238 amino acids)
Biological process (GO): purine nucleotide metabolic process
Cellular component (GO): cytosol
Molecular function (GO): GMP kinase activity
Source: RefSeq, a predicted model, not a curated record